UGCUGCGUUCAUCGGCAGAUCCGCAAAGGUCUGCUGGCUAGUGGCACGUACUGUGACGCUCCGCUGUUGGCGUCCAUUCGCGCUUGACUAGCUAGACGCAGAGCGUGGUGUAGCCGCCGGUCGAGAGCGUCUUCCUCUCAACUUCGGCACUCGCUGACGCUCCUCCGCCCUUUCUCGCUCUCACACCGUACACCUACCUCCUCCUCAUCUUCCACCCCGGCUUCACACCUGCUGCUGCCGCUCGCUGCCUCCUGCCAUGCUGCUGCUGCUUGCGGCAAAGUGUCGUACGUUUGACCGCACGCGUCUUUUCAUCUCGACCGACGGACCGCGCGACGUCAGCAGCAAGCGGCGUGCUUCGGUCCAGUUUCCCCCUCUGCACGCCUUGCAGCUCUUUUGCAGGACGCUAGCCUCGCGACCUCGCAGCCGAAAAUUGCCAAACCCAGGCCUUUGGAUCAGUUGCUUCAGAUCAGCGGUAGCGUGUGUGUGUGUGUAUCGUCCAUCACAGCCCACACUCUCGCUCUGGCAGUACUCGAAUCCAUCUCGACGUCCUCGCACGUCGGCUCUCCUGCCGUAUCCUUUAAACGACAGCUGCAAGCAGGCGCGCGUCCGUUCAACGGUAUUCAAUCUCCGACGUCGUUCUAGCGUCAAAAAUCUCUGGAGACCUCCCGCUCCUCCGUUCGCAGCGCAGAGAGCUGGUCACGCGAGCGAGCAACCUCUAUAUAGACUGUCGUACGCGAUCACCUUUCUUGCACUCAGCGCCACCAAUCGAGGACCUCAAGGCAAGGCAUCUGGAUCGAAGAUGACUGACCAGAUCGAGCAAGAGAAAGGCUCUAGCCGUUCGACGGCCUCUUCCGCAUCCCCACCCUCCUUCAACACUGGUUCUGGCUACCAUGCACCUGCGCCAGGAAAGGAGAGCGCAUGGGGCGCUGCUGGGUCUCUGGACGGGUCUGCAUCCAGCGCUCUCGAUGCUCUUCUCUACCCGGCCGACUGCUACAAUGCAGACAAGGUGUACUGGGCUUCGCUCCCAUGGUCACAAAAGUCGGCCUUUGUCAACGAAGUCUCGAACAAGGAGGCCAAGAGGGAGCUUUCAGAGAUCGGACGCAUGUUCAAGGCUGACCCUCUGAGUCCUAUCCGAGCGUACUUUUCCAACUACGUCAUCACCGGUAUGGGUCUAUUCGUCGAAGGUUGGGUGCUUUUCAGCGUCGGAAAUCUUCAACCGCUGUUCAAGGCCGUGUGGCCCGAGUGCUUCAGCACGCAUCGAGUGUGCAACAAGUACUGGACCAGCGCCAUCGAACCCUUGGAAAUUGCCGGUAUCAUCAUUGGUCAGAUCUGCGUCGGUGUGGAGGGCGAUUGGAUCAGCCGCAAGUUCGGAAUGGUGCAAGAUGCCGUCGUCCUCACCAUCUUUUCCAUCGGUCUCACGGCCAUGUGGGGAACGACGCUCAACGGAUGGGUCAUCUGCUGGGCAAUUCUUCUCUUCUUUUACGGUUUUGGUGUAGGUGGUGAAUACCCCGUCACUGCUACCCGCGCUAUGGAAGCUAGCUCCGGCCGCGGUGCUGGUGCGGCAGAUCGCAUGCACAGAGGCAGAAAGACAGCUCUGGCCUUUACCAUGCAAGGAUGGGGUCAAUUCGUCAACCAGACGCUUUUGAUUCUCCUUCUACUCGUCUUCCAUCACGGCUCUCUGGAACCACCGUUUAGCAAGGCUUCUGCGCAGUGGACUUUUAGGGUACAGUUCGCCAUCGUCUCCGUGCCUACCCUGUGGCUUGCGUACCACCGCUACUACAAGAUGGACUUUACUCAGGACAAGCGUCUUGCCGAAGCAAAGAAGAAGGCGGGCGACAAGAGCGGCACGUCUGGCUAUUCAGCCGCUUCGCUGAAGCUGGCAUGGAGUCACUACUGGCACCGCAUCGUCGGCACGGCCAUUGUAUGGCUUGCCAACGACGUUGCGUUCUACGGUAGCAAGCUCUUCUCGGGUGUCUUUAUCGGCCUGAUCACUGGCAGUCCCAGCAACCUCAAGCUGACAUGGCUCUACUCGCUGCUCAACAUUGGCGUAUCUCUAGUCGGCUACUAUCUCGCCGCUCUGGUCAUCGACCACAGGAUGUACGGUCGCAAGUGGAUGCAGGCAAAUGGUCUGGCUAUGCUCUUCAUCAUCUUCACCGUCUGCGCUGCGGCAUAUCCCCAGCUCACUACGCCAGGUGCUGGUCUCAAGGCUUUCCAGGCUAUUUAUCUCCUCAGCGGCUUCUUUACCCAAUUUGGCCCCAACACUACCUCUUUCUUGCUCGCUGCUGAAGUUUACCCCACCAUGAUCCGAUCGACUGCGCACGGUGUGUCAGCUGCGUCGGGCAAGCUUGGAGCUAUGAUCCCCGCAGUGGCGUACUCCUACAUCGACAGCAACUCAGCCAAGUUCAUCAUCGUCGCAGCCUUCUCCUUGGCUGCGUGGAUCCUCACCAUGGUGUUCAUCCCAGACACCACUGGGUUGGCGCUGGACGAGCAAGACCGAUACUGGUCCUUUGUGCUCGCUGGCAAGGCGCACGAGUACCACGGGGUAGCCGUGCAUCCUCGACAUUUGUCGCUUUACGAGCGCGUGGUGCUGAAGCGACACCUAGCCUACGAUGCGGAGCUGGACGCUCAGCAAAAGAUUCACGAGAUGAGAAGAGUGUUUGAGAGCACGCAAAAGGAGGGCGAGAAUGACUUGUCUGUGCAGCAGCAGGACUUUUUGGCAAACACCAACGGAUCCGGCCUGCAGCAGUACUUCCUGAGCGAGAGGAAGCUCAAUCCUCAACCCAGCCCUGAGCAGGAUCAGAUCGUCGCUAGCCAGCAUCGUCAUCCUCAGCAUCAGUCCAAGCUUGCAGAACUCGAAGGCAAGCUGAGAUGAAAGUUAGCUUUCACGCCAUGCUCCCCACACGUCGAAACGACGCCUUGUAACAUCACAUCGUUCCACUCACCCGCCCCUCUAGGCUGUUGACAUUCAAAAUUGAAACGACACGAAAGCUCUUAUAGACUUGUCCUCAUUUAAUGACGAUUCCAUUCACGAG
Messenger RNA from Ceraceosorus guamensis, 3032 nucleotides. Its product is annotated as MFS general substrate transporter. Gene Ontology annotation, cellular component: membrane. The transcript is spliced from 4 exons. Gene Ontology annotation, biological process: transmembrane transport. NCBI's taxonomy places the organism in Eukaryota, Fungi, Basidiomycota, Exobasidiomycetes, Ceraceosorales, Ceraceosoraceae. The record is from RefSeq and is a predicted model, not a curated record. The coding region runs from base 257 to 2872 and encodes 871 amino acids. Gene Ontology annotation, molecular function: transmembrane transporter activity.